Syzygium oleosum is the source of this 1545-nucleotide messenger RNA. RefSeq names its product senescence-associated protein AAF, chlorolplastic. Lineage: Eukaryota; Viridiplantae; Streptophyta; Magnoliopsida; Myrtales; Myrtaceae. The transcript has 13 exons. Bases 159 to 1511 code for a protein of 450 amino acids. The record is from RefSeq and is a predicted model, not a curated record. Gene Ontology annotation, biological process: cellular response to oxidative stress; leaf senescence. Gene Ontology annotation, cellular component: chloroplast.
CUUCUUCUUCCCAAUAGGCUGAUAAUUUAUGAUGGGUACCAGUCGUUUUCAUCGGUAGUUCAGUCUGGUUUGGUGAUUCUGUUCAUUUCAAAGUGACACGGGUGUCAGGCAAAUCCCGGCCUUGAUCAGUUGGCUGACUGGGUAGAUCCUCUUUUGUAAUGGCACUCACAACCAGCAAGCUUUCUCGAAGUCCAUCAUUGACUGAUCGGAAUACCAUCAGUAGAUCAUGUGGGACGACACCCUCUCUCGAAAGUUCGAUUCAGCUAAGUCCUGUCCACCCGAGUCAAAUUGAGCAUAGACGUUGGCGUAGAGGACGUCUCUUGUCAGUGAAACCGAAAUUUUCGAAGGAUAUCCUGCGUUACCUGUGCGGAAAACCUCUUCCUACUCACGGUGGCACUCGGGGAUCGUCAGUCUUAUGCUUUUCCACGAGAAGACCUAAUACCGAAGCAACAGAAUGUGCCAGACAGUCUAGGGAUUCUUCAAACAUAACUAGUGCACAAAUUGGAGAAGACAAAGAUGACCCACUAAUUGCACCAUACAGAACUACUCAAUCAAGGCAGGGUUUAGCUGAAGCUUGCAGAUUUGUGCGGAAUGAUGCAAAGUUUGUCAAUGAAAGGGCUCGCAGUGACAUUGUCUUGCUCUCCCGUGGCAUAAUGAGAUUGGAUGCUCGUGCACGUCAAGAUGUCGCUAUCCUUGGCUCAGAGUUUCUUAAGCUCGAUGCUCGGGCAAGAGAGGAUACUGAGAAAAUUGACCGUAAUGUGAAGAAGAAAGCUGAACGGCUUAGUCAUAUUGCAACCAUCUUGAAAAACAAAGCACAGUCUAAACUAAAAACUGCUGCAGACCAGCACUGGAGUGACGGAGCUUUGGAGGCUGAUCUGCGUCUUGCUGACCUUCGUGCAAAACAGCGUGCCCUGGAAGAUUCCCUAAUGGCUUUGGAGUUUAUCAAAAACAUCCAUGACAGGAUGGUGAGCAAGAUGUACAAAUUUCCUCUGCCUUCAGAUAAUGAUUCUAUAUCAUCUCAAGAUGUGAUGGGGCGCAUAAUGCUCGAAAAGAAUGGGAAAAUGCUGGAUUCCUUCCCAGGGGAAGUGUCUGCUGACCGCAUCAGUGCUAUCCAGGAAGCUUAUUGGAGUAUGGCAUCUGCACUAUCUGAAGCUGAUGGAAUAGACUACACUGAUGCUGAGGAGCUUGAGUUGCUGGUUACAACCCUCAUAGAUCUUGAUGCUAUGGAUGGUAAAAGUAGUGUGUCAUUGCUGGCAGAAUGCUCCAGUUCUCCUGACGUCAGUACUAGACGUGCCCUGGCCAAUGCAUUGGCAACAGCACCAUCCAUGUGGACACUUGGAAAUGCAGGAAUGGGAGCAUUGCAGAGAUUGGCGCAGGAUAGCAAUCCAUCAAUUGCCGCUGCUGCUUCCAAAGCCAUGUACGAAUUAAAGAAACAGUGGGAAAUAGAGGAAGGAGACAACUGGAGGUUUACGAUGGACAAGGACCAGAAGGUGGAUGAUGCAGACACUUAGAGGUUUCUGGAUACUCAUCUUGUACAUAUAUAUA